Phalacrocorax carbo (great cormorant) is the source of this 2251-nucleotide messenger RNA. NCBI's taxonomy places the organism in Eukaryota, Metazoa, Chordata, Aves, Suliformes, Phalacrocoracidae. The record is from RefSeq and is a predicted model, not a curated record.
CCGCGCCCCGCCCCGCCCGCCGAGGACCCCCGGCCGCCGCCGCCGCCGCCGCCGCUCGCUCCGGCCCCGCUCCCGCCCGGCCCCGGCCCCGGCCCCGCUCCCGCUCCCGCCUGGCCCCGCUCCGCCCCGGCCCCGGUGCCGCCAUGACGCUCCUCGCCGCCGGUAGCCGGGCGGCCGCGCGCCUCCGCGGGCCCAAGAACGCACCGUGCGUCCUCUUCGCCGCCCGUCAUGCCAGCGCCGCCACGAACCUGAAAGACGUCCUUGCCAGCAUGAUCCCCAAGGAGCAGGCGAAAAUAAAGAGCUUCAGGCAGCAGCAUGGCAACACGGCCAUCGGGCAGAUCACGGUGGACAUGGUGUACGGCGGGAUGAGGGGCAUGAAAGGGCUGGUAUAUGAGACCUCCGUGCUGGAUCCUGAUGAGGGCAUCCGCUUCCGUGGGUACAGCAUCCCCGAGUGCCAGAAGCUGCUGCCCAAAGCUGCAGGGGGAGAUGAGCCGCUGCCUGAGGGGCUCUUCUGGCUGCUGGUGACAGGAGAGGUGCCCACCCAGGAGCAGGUGAGCUGGCUGUCCCGCGAGUGGGCCCGGCGCGCCGCCCUGCCCUCCCACGUGGUGACCAUGCUGGACAACUUCCCCACCAACCUGCACCCCAUGUCCCAGCUGAGCGCUGCCAUCACCGCCCUCAACAGCGAGAGCAAGUUCGCUCGCGCCUACGCCGAGGGCCUCCACCGUGUCAAGUACUGGGAGUUUGUCUAUGAGGACGCCAUGGACCUGAUCGCCAAGCUGCCUUGCGUCGCCGCAAAGAUCUACCGCAACCUGUACCGCGAGGGCAGCAGCAUCGGGGCCAUCGACCCCAACCUCGACUGGUCCCACAACUUCACCAACAUGCUGGGCUACACCGACCCCCAGUUCAUCGAGCUGAUGCGGCUCUACCUCACCAUCCACAGCGACCACGAGGGGGGAAACGUGAGCGCCCACACCAGCCACCUGGUCGGCAGCGCCCUCUCCGACCCGUACCUCGCCUUCGCCGCCGCCAUGAACGGGCUGGCCGGGCCCCUGCACGGCCUCGCCAACCAGGAGGUGCUGCUCUGGCUGACCAACCUGCAGAAGGAGCUGGGCCAGGAGGUGUCGGACGAGAAGCUGCGGGAUUUCAUCUGGAACACGCUCAACUCGGGCAGGGUGGUGCCGGGGUACGGGCACGCGGUGCUGCGGAAGACGGACCCCCGCUACACCUGCCAGCGGGAGUUCGCCCUCAAGCACCUGCCCAAGGACCCCAUGUUCAAGCUGGUGGCCCAGCUCUACAAGAUCGUCCCCAACGUGCUGCUGGAGCAGGGCAAGGCCAAGAACCCCUGGCCCAACGUGGAUGCCCACAGCGGGGUGCUGCUGCAGUAUUAUGGGAUGAAGGAGAUGAACUACUACACGGUGCUCUUUGGGGUCUCCCGGGCCCUGGGCGUCCUCUCGCAGCUCAUCUGGAGCCGGGCGCUGGGCUUCCCCCUGGAGAGACCCAAGUCCAUGAGCACGCAGGGCCUCAUGCAGCUCGUGGGCUACAAAUCUGGGUAAAGAAGGGACGGGGACAGGGCUGCGGCUCGCUGCUCCCCAGGGAACGCUGCGCUGCUGCGCUGGGCCCCGGACGGACUCGGCACUGAACCCCCCUCUGGCACGGGCCGUGGGUCUCCUGUGGUGCGAGCGGAGCCCCCUCCCCGCCGCUCCUCUCCCCUCCCUGCUGCCCUGGGAGGGGGCAGAGGCAGCUCCGGGCCCACCCUGCCCCAUGCCCCCUGCCCCAUGCCCCCUGCCCAGGCUGUCCCCACCCCGGAGCCCCCUCCCCAGCUCUGCCCCAGCAAGGCGGGGGGCUCCUGCGCCCCCACCCCACCCCAGCAGCAUCACGCACACUGGGAGCCCCUGGGCUCCCCCGCUGCUGGGCCGGGGGGGUGGCACCGGCGAGGCUGUGGGGGCACGCACUGCCCCCCCCCACCGCAGCCAUCCCCCCGAGAGGGGUUCAGUCCAGACUCGUGUCCAGGCCCCCCCCCCACCCACGGGGCAGCAGGUGAAGAAUGAAUGUCUCAUCCCCCCCGCCCCAAGCAGGGACUCGAUACACUCCUCCCCGGCCCGUGCCCCCGUGUUUGUGUGACCCCCCCCGUGUCCGAUGCCCCCGGCAGCAGGAGCUGGGCCCCCCCCAGGCCAGCCCCGGCCCCCCGCAGGUAUCAGGCACUUCUGUACAAACAACAACAAAAUGCAAAAUAAAUGUUUUUAUUAACAAA